GUUUCCCCACUAGGAUUGUGGGAGUCGUGGUUUGCUUGCAAAUUGCAGAGGCCAGGCGUUAGAGGCUCCACCGCUGGGCGCAUACCUUGGAGCUCUUGAGGACCUGACCUCCAAGCUUCCUCUCCUGCACCUGUCUGGGGGAAUGACACUGAUCACGAGUGAACUCACGGUUUGCGCAUUAUGAACUGGAAGGUUCUCGAUCACGUGCCCCUGCUGCUGUAUAUCUUGGCAGCAAAGACGCUGAUUCUCUGCCUGGCAUUUGCUGGAGUGAAAAUGUACCAAAGGAAGACACUGGAAGGAAAACAGCAAAAACUGGAGGUUGAAAAGAAGCAGUCAGAGAAGAAAGAUAACUGAAGGGAAAUCGAAGGUUCUCAGGCUUUGUAAUCCGAUUUUGCCUUUUAAAUGUCAGCCUUGGUGGACUCCAGCUGAGCAGAAAGAGAAGAAAGAAUUACUGAAUGAUGUGUCAGAGGAUAAACUCCCAACCUAUAGUUUUAACUCAAUGUGAAUUUUUAUAUACUUUUAAAAAACCAGUAUUUUGUUUAGUAAAAUAAAUACCUUUGUAAAAAAAGUCUGUCUCUGAUCCUUGG
This is a messenger RNA of Heterocephalus glaber (naked mole-rat), 587 nucleotides long. RefSeq names its product small integral membrane protein 11 (gene Smim11). The record is from RefSeq and is a predicted model, not a curated record. NCBI's taxonomy places the organism in Eukaryota, Metazoa, Chordata, Mammalia, Rodentia, Bathyergidae.